AUGGCUCACAGGCCGAAAAGGACUUUCCGGCAGCGCCGAGCUGACUCUAGCGAUAGCGACGACGCUCAGGAGCCGUGUGAGGAAGUCGGAACACCGGGACAGCAGGCAACUCCGGGCCAAGAGGAGAAAGAGCCGCCAUCUUCAGGACAGCGGGCGGAAGUGACUGAAAGAACUCUGAAGCCUCGCGCUCGGCGCAUGCGCGGGCGAGUCUGGGCGAGCUCCCGGCGCGCCGGAGGAACCGCGCCACAAGCGGACGUCUGCGCAGGCGCCGCAGCCAGAACAGUUGAUAAUUCAACAGAUGAUGAGAAUGAAACUUCUUCUGAACAGAAGGAUGAUCAGAGUUCCUCUAAUGAAACCUCUAGCUCUCAGGAAGAAAAGGAAUUGGCAACAGUAGUCAAUAUUCCUGAUGCAGCUUUUAUUCAGGAAGCCCGGAGAAAACGUGAAUUAGCCAGGACCCAAGAAGACUAUAUUUCUUUAGAUGCAAAGCAUACAUCCACUGUUUAUGGGAAGAAGAAAAACAGUGAUGAAGAUCCUGAGAGUGAGCCUGAUGACCAUGAAAGAAGAAUACCAUUUGCCCCAAAGCCUCAAACACUGAGACAAAGAAUGGCUGAAGAAACAACUCAAAAUAAAGAAUCAAGUGAAGAAAGUCAGGAUGAUGAAAAUCAAGAUAUUUGGGAACAGCAGCAAAUGAAGAAAGCAGUGAAAAUCACGGAGGGUCGAGACAUAGAUCUGUCCUACAAUAGUAGUAAACCUCAGAUGAAGAAAUUUGAUACUUCCAUUUCAUUUCCACCAGUAAAUUUAGAAAUCAUAAAGAAACAAAUAAAUACAAGAUUAACACAAAUACAGGAUACUCACCGCUCACACCUGAGAGAAUAUGAAAAAUAUAUAGAAGACCUCAAGAGCUCAAAGAAUGCUAUCAAGAACCUAGAGACUUCAUCAAACCAAGCUCUAAAUUUUAAAUUCUACAAAAGCAUGAAAAUUUAUGUGGAAAAUUUAAUUGACUGUCUUAAUGAAAAGAUUAUCAGCAUCCAAGAAGUAGAGUCAUCCAUGCGCGCACUUCUGUUAAAACAAGCUCUAAUCUUUACAAAACGCAGACAAGAUGAAUUGAAAUAUGAAUCAGCAUAUUUACAACAGUUAUCACGCAACGCUGAAGCAUCAACAAAUGGAAAUUUGACUAUAGAUGAAAAAACUCAGUUGAUACUGAAAGAGAUUGAAUCCCGAAGGGCCCAAAGAAGACAAGCUAGGGCAGUGUCUGGGAAGUGCGAGCAUCUGGAAGGCGCAUCCAGUGAUGAGGAAUUGUCUUUGGCAGACAUGGCUGAUCUUGAAAAAAGCCAAGGUGAUAUUUUACAGGAGUGUAAGAAAAUUUUUGAAGAUGUGAAUGAUGAUUUUUGUAAUGUUCAGAAUAUUUUGUUGAAAUUUCAGCAAUGGCGAGAAAAGUUUCCUGAUUCUUAUUAUGAAGCUUAUAUUGGUUUAUGCAUACCAAAGCUUUUAAAUCCCCUAAUACGAGUCCAGCUGAUCAACUGGAAUCCUCUUAAGUUUGAUUCCAUAGGUUUAAAACAGAUGACUUGGUUCACAUCUGUUGAAGAGUAUAUGGCUAACAGUAUGGACUCAAAGCAGGAAAAUAGUUCUGAUCAGAAGAUCUUGUCUGCUGUUAUCAACAAAACAGUUGUUCCUCGACUUACAGACUUUGUAGAAUUUGUAUGGGAUCCUUUGUCUACCUCACAGACAACAAGCUUAAUAAUGCAUUGCAGAAUGAUUCUUGAGGAACAUUCCACUUGCACAAAUGAAGUUGAUAAAGGCAAACAGGAUUUAAUUAACUCCAUCAUUUCAAGAAUGAAGAAGACAGUAGAGGAUGACGUUUUUAUUCCUUUGUAUCCAAAGAGUGCUACAGAAAACAAAAGCUCACCUCAUUCAAAGUUUCAAGACAGACAGUUCUGGUCAAGUCUAAAGCUCUUCCACAAUAUCUUGCUUUGGAGUGGACUGCUCCCCAAUGAUGUCUUGAUAGAGCUUGGACUUGGGAAGCUGCUAAAUCGGUACCUUCUUGUAGCUCUUUUCAAUGCCAUUCCUGGUCCAGAUAUUGUUAAAAAAUGCUGCCAGAUAGCAUCAUAUUUACCAGAAAAAUGGUUUGAAAAUUCUACCAUGAAAACAUCGAUUCCCCAGCUAGAAAAUUUCAUCCAGUUUUUAUUGCAGACCAUUCGGAAAUUAUCUGAAAAUGAAUUCAGGGAUGAAGUCAAAAAGAUCAUUCUUAUUCUGGUGAAAAUAAAAGCUCUGAAUCAAGCAGACUCCAUCAUCAAAGAAUGUCAUCUAGACCAUCUUAAGUCAAUACUUAAGGAUGUUUGAAUAAAACUUACAAGAAAGUA
Molecule: messenger RNA, 2360 nt
Organism: Suncus etruscus (white-toothed pygmy shrew)
Lineage: Eukaryota; Metazoa; Chordata; Mammalia; Eulipotyphla; Soricidae
Gene: GCFC2
Product: GC-rich sequence DNA-binding factor 2
Exons: 17
Coding region: 1-2340 (779 amino acids)
Biological process (GO): mRNA splicing, via spliceosome
Cellular component (GO): nucleus
Molecular function (GO): DNA binding
Source: RefSeq, a predicted model, not a curated record